AUAGUGGGCGUAAACUAAUGACCUUGUCCACAGGUCAGCUGGCACAGCUGGAGGAACGCAAUGCAGAGUUAGAAUUGCAGUACAGCACUGUGGUCAAGCAGAAUCUGGAGUUGCAACAAGCGGAACGAGAACUCAGAGACAAUCUGCUUACAUUCGUGAGCCGCAAGGAAUUGCAGGAUGUGCAGGAAAAGCUGCGGAAGUCUGAGCAGGACAGGAUUGAACUGAAAUUGGAAAAAGACCGGCUGCAAGAGGUGAGCGACAUAGCCCAGGAGCAGGUGCGGAACUUGGAACUGUGGAAAUUGUCACAGGAGUACCAGCUGGACUACAUGAGACGUCAGAUUCUAGAACUUCAGUCUACUAGUGAUGAGAGGUCCAUUAUUGUAAAGCUGAAUCACGAGCUGCUGUCAUCUCGGCUGAGCGAGUCAUCAGCUCACAAGAAAGUUCAGCAGCUGCAGAAUGAGAUCUCCAAGCUGCUCUCUCAAAAUCUGCGUCAAGAAGUGAAGCUGGAUGAGAAGGAUCAAGCCCUCAGUCACGUGCGGGGCCAACUCAUCUCCCGAUGCAGGUCACUCCAUCAAGUGAUCCAGGAUCUCAGACGUCAUUACAGUGGUGCCAUGCCCCUCUCAACCCAAGACCGCAUGUCUAUGUCCUUACGCCGUCUUGGAGAGGAGAGACGUGAAGCUAUAAACAGGCUUCACGGUGCUGAGAAGUUGGCUCAUGAAGCAGUUACUGCGAAGGAAGAGAUGGAAUUGAAAGUGAAGUCUCUUCAGGAACUGAAAACUGCCCUCGAAUCAGAUGACAGCCAGAAGCAGUUGGUCGAGUGGCACAACAACAACACUGAACUCCGGCUUAAAGAGCUAAAAUCCAGGCACCAGGUGCUGCUGCUGGAGUCACGGGUGCGGCAGGCAGAGGAGAGGUUACGUCGACAGGAGGAGCACAUAGCGGUGCUGGAGCAGGAGCAGAUCAGCUCAGAGAGGAGUAGGGAACAGGCGCAGCUCAUGUGGGAACGGACACAGAGUGAACUGUACAAGCAACUGGCGGACUACGAGAACCAGCAGCACAAGUUCGCAGUUGAGACCCAGAAGCAAGCUUUGGUACCAGAACCUGACGAGGCUCAUGCAGAAGCUACCAAUCCUUCAAUGGAGCAACUCAGACAGGCCAUGAGUCUUGUCAGCACCCAGUCGCAGAGCCUGCUCAAAUACGAAGCAGAGCUGGCCCAGAUGAGAGGGAAGGUGGCGUCGCUGACUGCAGAAAUUGAAGAAAAAGACAGGCUUCUUUUCUCUAGAGACACGUUGCUGGCCGAGAUGAAGGUCCAGUUAAAUUCCAACGAGCAGAAGACUGCAGAACAACCGUCUAGCUACGUGAAGCAUGUGGCAGAAGAGAAGAGGGUGGAGGAAGAUUUAACCGAGAAGUUGGCCCUUAAGGCAACCAUUGACAGUCUCCAAAAUAUCGUGAAACAGAAGGAAGAUACUAUUGGCCGUUUCCAACAGCUGCUAAAAGAAGGUCGUGAUGAACACAGUCAGGCUGCAGCCAGACUCCAGGAAGAACUGCGCAGCCUUCAGACUGCUCUCAACAACUCUCAGCAGUCUUACACUAGACUCAAGUCCAAACUUUGCCAUCCUUCGCCAGACAAGAAACCCAUACAGUCCAUAGUGGAUCAAUAUGUGUGCCAGAUACAGGGCUUAGAGGAUGAAGUGGCAGAACUGCAUACCAGUAUGGGGAACCUAAGCAAUCAGCUGCACUCCUAUCGACAAGAGGCCGAUCGGUGGCGCAACCUGGCCGAGGACCGGCUUAAGAACGUGGCGGAACUUCAUAAGAGGUUAACUUUUUUGGAGAGCUCUUUGUUUAAUUUCAGUUUAGAAUGAAAAUAGGAGCCCCAA
Molecule: messenger RNA, 1877 nt
Organism: Zootermopsis nevadensis
Lineage: Eukaryota; Metazoa; Arthropoda; Insecta; Blattodea; Termopsidae
Source: RefSeq, a predicted model, not a curated record